This is a messenger RNA of Clonostachys rhizophaga, 891 nucleotides long. NCBI's taxonomy places the organism in Eukaryota, Fungi, Ascomycota, Sordariomycetes, Hypocreales, Bionectriaceae. The record is from the annotation of a GenBank genome assembly.
AUGAAGAUUCAAGAGCUGCUCAGCGCCCUGUUCGAGCUGGCCGCCGUGGCCUCCGCGUCCAGCUACCACCUGCGCCAUGUGCUGCCCUCGUACUUCAAGCUGCGCGACCGCGGACAGGCCGAUUCCCCGUGCAUCCCUCGUAUCAAGCAGUCAAUUGUGGGAGUCACAGUGCUGCUGGCCCUCUGGGUGCUCGAGGCUAGCUGCACGCUGGUCCUCCGUGUGAGCUCCGAGUGGGUGUACAUUUAUUCGUGGGCGCUGCGGAUAUACACUCAGCACCUGAUGUCGCUGGUCUCGAGGUUCGUCCUCCCUGUCAUCCUGCUGGCCCAGAUCGAGCUCACCACCGCUCUGCGCUACCCGUCGGACUACAUCAAGGGCGACGAGAAGAAGGGCGCCAACAGGAACGCCGUCCACCGGGCCAGCCUUCUCGCCUUCAAGUGCGUCCCUCUGCUGGAGCUUGUGCGUCUGGUCGCGUGGUUCUAUAGCAUGCACAAUGAGUCGGCGUACUCGGUGAGUUGUCUCAUCGAAUUUGGCACGGCUGGUCUGCUUUUCCUCCUCGCCGCUCUCUCGUAUGUGAAUUACUUGACGGCCAAGGAUAAGACUCUUCGAGAUGCCCCUCGUUCCCUUGCCCAUGUUUAUGCCCUCACGUUUGUCCGCCACCUCUUUGACCUUGUUCUCUGCGGGGUUUAUUUUAAGCGGUCGCUGGUGGGCUUCAUUGACAUUGACACUUCGAACGGAGACGCUCUCGGGAGUAUUUUCAUCGCCUGGACGGCCGUCGGCUCCAUCUAUCUCAUCCAUCAGGUGUUCUCCUUGGAAGUGGACAACUUCUUCUGGCAUGAGCGCCCUGCGUACCUUGGGAGGGAGGCCUUGAAAGAAAAAGCAUGGCGGUUCUAG